Messenger RNA from Sinocyclocheilus grahami, 23862 nucleotides. Its product is annotated as microtubule-actin cross-linking factor 1-like. Gene Ontology annotation, cellular component: cytoplasm; intermediate filament; microtubule. Gene Ontology annotation, molecular function: microtubule binding; structural molecule activity; cadherin binding. NCBI's taxonomy places the organism in Eukaryota, Metazoa, Chordata, Actinopteri, Cypriniformes, Cyprinidae. The transcript has 82 exons. Bases 211 to 23631 code for a protein of 7806 amino acids. Gene Ontology annotation, biological process: wound healing; intermediate filament cytoskeleton organization; regulation of focal adhesion assembly. The record is from RefSeq and is a predicted model, not a curated record.
AUAUGAAAGGAGGGGAAUAGACAGCCAUUACCGAAUCACAGUCUCCAUACUGCUCCUCUGUCUACCGGGUCGGUGCAAAACGGACCGAGAGUCAGUGUUUCCGUGGCCGGCUGAGAGGCGUGUUUGUCGGGAUUGAGAGCCAGCGCAUCUCCGCCUCUGUCACCCUGCGUGCGGAAACGGGCACACUGCCGUUAUACGCCCUCUGGCAAGAUGUCUUCCUCAGACGAGGAGAGCCUGAGUGAACGUUCGUGUGUGAGUGAGCGUUCGUUCCGCAGCGAGAGGUCUGGGGGCUCUCUCUCGCCCUGCGCCCACAGCACAGCCGGGCCCAAAGGGGACACUCUGCCAUGGAACCUAUCCAAACAUGAGAGACGCAAGCGCAAGAGCCAGGACUCAGUGCUGGACCCCGCAGAGAGGGCAGUUGUGCGAGUCGCAGAUGAACGAGACAGGGUGCAGAAGAAAACUUUCACAAAAUGGGUCAACAAACAUCUCAUAAAGGUGCGGAAGCACAUCACAGACCUUUAUGAGGAUCUAAGGGAUGGACAUAACCUCAUUUCCCUGCUUGAGGUGCUGUCUGGCGUCACAUUGCCCAGGGAAAAGGGUCGCAUGCGAUUUCACCGACUCCAGAAUGUGCAGAUCGCCUUGGACUUCCUUAAGCAGAGACAGGUCAAAUUAGUGAAUAUACGCAAUGAUGACAUCACAGAUGGGAACCCAAAGCUGACACUGGGACUGAUCUGGACCAUCAUCCUUCACUUCCAGAUUUCUGAGAUCUAUGUGAGCGGUGAGUCAGGGGACCUCACGGCGAAAGAGAAGCUGCUAAUAUGGAGUCAACAGGCAACAGAGGGCUACCCCGGUCUGCGUUGUGCCAAUUUCUCCUCCAGCUGGAGCGAUGGACGCUUGUUCAACGCUCUUCUGCACAGAUACAGGCCGGACCUGAUUGACAUGGAAGUGGUUGCGCAACAGAGUAACCGUGAGAACCUGGAACAGGCCUUUGAGAUUGCGGAGUCAUUAGGUGUAACGCAACUUCUAGAUGCUGAAGAUGUUGAUGUGCUGUCGCCAGAUGAGAAAUCUGUCAUCACAUACGUCUCCUCCAUCUACGAUGCUUUCCCCAAGAUCCCAGAGGGUGGAGAAGGCAUUGCAGCUCAUGAGGUUGACCAGCGAUGGACAGAGUACCAGUCUGGCUUUUCUUCUCUGCUGCAGUGGACCAGGCAACACACGGCCCUCAUGGCCAACAGGAGCUUCCCCCACAAUCCUGUGGAACUCAAGGCACUUUACAAUGAAUAUGUCCACUUCAAAGAAACCGAGAUCCCUGCGAAGGAGAGAGAGAAGAGCCACAUCGAGCACCUUUACAAGCUUCUGGGGGCGUGGAUAGAGUUCGGGCGCAUUAAGCUGCCUCAAGGGCUACACCCUAAUGAUCUGGAGGAGGAUUGGGGAAAACUGAUCCUGGAGAUGUUGGAGAGAGAGAAAGCACUGAGGCCUGCUGUGGAGAGGUUGGAGCUACUCCUACAGAAGGCCAAUAAGAUCCAGAACAUGGCACUAGAUUGUGAGGAGAAACUCACGCUGGCGAAGAACACUUUGCAGACUGACAUGUCUCAGCUAGAGAAUGGGCAGCCGGUACGGUUUGAGAAUGAAUUGGGGAUGUAUCUGCAGGACUGUGAGGCUUUAGUCAGACAGCUUCAUCUUGACCUGCAGGUCCUCAGAGAUGAGAAGUACUAUCAAGUGGAGCAGCUGGCUUUCAGGGUGUCCGGUCUGCAGGAGGAGCUGGUUUCUUUGCGCCUGCAGUGUGCCAGUGUGUACAGGAAGGGUCAUUUCUCCACAGGGGGUCUGCUGGGAGAGCAUGUGGGUCAGAAGGGUUCCUCGGGCGGUCUGGGUACACUGGGAGCACAGACACUUCUGGGUGCAGUGGGUGCUGCGGCGUCCCUGCUCAGACGGCCGAUGUCUCGUGCAGACCUGGUAGCCAUGUCUUCAUCUGAGGACGAAGGCAGUCUGCGCUUCAUCUACGAGCUGCUGGGGUGGGUGGAAGAGACGCAGGACCUGCUGGAGCGAGCCGAGUGGGGUUCUGAUCUACCCUCUGUAGAUCAGCACCUGCAAGACCACCACAUCAUUCACACAGCAGUGGAAGAUCUUCUGAAUAGCCUCAAAGGGGCUCGAAACUAUGAGUCAAGGGUCUCGCCUAAUUUACAUAGCAGUUACUCUGAGACUCUAUCCAAGCUGGAGAACCAGUAUUGCAAACUGCUGGAACAUUCAUCAUGGCGACUGCGCUGCCUAGAGAGCCUUCGAGCUUUUGUGUCCCACUGCACUGAGGAGCUGAUCUGGCUCAAUGAGAGGGAGGAGGAGGAGCUGGCCUUCGACUGGAGCGACAGCAGCACCAACAUGGCUGCCAAAAGAGCGCAAUAUGCUGACAUGAGGUCAGAGCUGGAGGAAAAACAGGAAGUGAUGCGCUCUCUCCAGGAGACAGCUGAUCGCCUGUGUCAUGAGAACCACCCAGCCAAACAAACAGUGGAGGCUUACAGUGCUGCCCUGCAGACGCAGUGGCAGUGGAUCAAAGAGCUCUGCAUAUGUGUGGAGCAGCAUCUCAAGGACAACACUGCCUACUUCCAGUUUACGAGUGAUGCACGGGACUGUGAAAGCUAUCUACGUCAACUACAAGACACCAUUAAGAGACAGUACACCUGUGAUAAGAACAGUAGACUCGGUAGACUGGAAGACCUGCUGCAGGACUCCAUGGAGGAGAAAGAACAAUUGAUUGAAUACCGCAGCACAGUGGCCAGCCUUGUAGGCCGAGCCAAGUCUGUAGUCCAGCUCCGUCCACGCAGUGCAGAUAGUAACCUAGGCACCACCACGCCAAUUCGUGUCAUCUGUGACUACCGACAAAUAGAGAUCACGAUCAGCAAAGGAGAGGAGUGUGUACUGGAGGAUAACUCUCAGAGGACUAAGUGGAAGGUCAUCAGUCCUACAGGAAAUGAGGCCAUGGUGCCAUCUGUGUGUUUCACCAUUCCUCCUCCUAAUCAGGAGGCCAUCGACACUGCCAGCAGAUGCAUAUCAUCAAAAUUCCACGUAGCUCUGAAAAUGAAUAACUUCCAGUCUGUUAAAUGGCAUUCAGAGCUGGAGGAGCAGAAUCACAUAUUCAAGAGUCUGAGUUUAGAGGUCCAGCAGGCUAGAGAGGUCGGAAACCAGCUCAACCAACUGCACCCUGACCGCAGCCCUGAACUGGACCGCUACCAGGAGAAAGCACAACAGCUCAUAGAGAGGUGGAGCGGAUUGAAUUAUAACACAAAUCAUAAUGUCCUACAGGCAAGCAGAUCUGGAGAUGCUGGGUUCGGUGCUGCAGCAGUACAGAGAAGGCCACACCUCUCUCAUCCGCUGGAUAGAGGAGACCACCGAAAAACAGGAGAACACACAACCCGAGCAGACGGACAGCAGAGCUUUGUCAGAGCAGCUCUGUCCUACAGGCAAGCAGAUCUGGAGAUGCUGGGUUCGGUGCUGCAGCAGUACAGAGAAGGCCACACCUCUCUCAUUCGCUGGAUAGAGGAGACCACCGAAAAACAGGAGAACACACAACCCGAGCAGACGGACAGCAGAGCUUUGUCAGAGCAGCUUGCACAGCAAACGGCCUUGGUGGCUGAGAUAGAACAGAACCAGGUCAAACUGGAUGAAUGCCAGACGUACUCUAAACAGUGCUGCGCUGCUGUUAAGGACUAUGAACUCCAGCUUAUGACGUUCAGAGCUUUUGUUGAAUCAACCCAAAAGUCUCCUGUGAAAAGGAGGAGGAUGCACUCUUCAUCAGAUGUCAUCACACAGGAGUUUAUGGAUUUACGCACGCGAUACACAGCUCUGGUUACACUGACAACACAACAUGUCAAGUAUAUUAGUGAUGCACUACGGCGACUAGAGGAGGAAGAGAAAGAGGUGGAAGAGGAGAGGCAGGCACGAGUGGGCCAGGUCUCAGAGCUGCUCGGCUGGGCCAAGGGCCUACAGGAGCGUGCUGGCAGAUCUGCCGAGCCAUCACUUGCUGCACAGCAGGCUAUUAGUGAGCAGUUAGCAGCUAAAAAAGAGGAAGUUGCUGAAGCUAUCAGGAGCACCCAAGUCUUCCUGAUGUCAAAACAGGCCAGCAAGCUGUCUCCUGAAGAGCGCGCACAGGUGGUCUCCCAGCUGGAUGAGCUGACGGCCACCUACACUCAACUGUGUGACAGUUCUGCCACACACUUGCAACAACUGGAGGAGCAGCUGGCCAAAGAGGAGAAGCGCAAGGGCCAAGAAAUCAUCGCUGGAGUAAUUGACCUUGGCACCAUGGAAACCUUUCCAGUUUUCCAGGCAGCACAGCAUGGCCUCAUAGACCAAGAUACCUGUCAUGUACUGUUGGAGGCACAGGUCGUCAUGGGUGGUCUAUUCCAGCCUGACUCCCCUGAUAAACUGUCAUUAGAUAAGAGUCUUUCCAGUGGUUUGAUUGAUAAACAUACCUACCAAUCACUGGAAGAGUUAGAGACUGCCCUUGGUCUUGUCAACACAGUAAAAUUUGCAGAGGGUCAGGAAUUACCUGUAGCCACUGCUGUGAAAGAAGGCAUCAUAAAGGAGCUGGUGGGGCUCCGUAUACUUGAGCUGCAGAUAAGCACUGGCAGCCUGAAGUCUGGUUCCAGUGGAGAAAUGGUCAGCCUGGAUCAUGCAAGGGAGAAGGGAUUGUUAUCCCCUGAUCUUUGUCAAAAGCUGCAAUCCUGUCUUCACCGGCGAGAACUUAUUGAUCCAAAUACAGCAGAAAAACUAAGUCUGGUUGACUUUCAACAGCGAUGUGUUCUCAAACAGGAGAAGGGUCUGCGCUUAUUUCCAGUUAAACAGAAGCCAGGAGGAACGGUCUGCUUAUGCUCUGGCAGAAAGGUGGGAAUAUUCUGUGCUGUUCAAGAGGGGCUUAUCGACCGGCAUGUCACAGUUCGACUUCUGGAGGCUCAGUUGUUUGCUGGGGGUAUCACAGACCCCCGCUCAGGACACAGAUUGACUGUUAAUGAGGCUGUCCGGCAUGGCCUGAUGGAUCAGGACUUGGCCUGCACCCUCAUGACACGACAGCUACAAACAGGAGGAAUAAUAGAUCCAGUCAGUGGGGAGCGUCUAGAGUUGGAUGAGGCCAUAAAACGAGACCUUCUCUCUCCUCGCAUAGCCUUGCGUGUACUGGAAUCUCUCCAGUCCUUUAUGGCAAUAAUGUGGCCAGAAUCAGGCGAGCUCCUUCCUGUAAGUGAGGCACUUCAGCAGGGUGUUGUCAAUAGAGAGUUUGCUCCAAAAGCCUUGAGAAAACGUCAUUCUGUUGGUGCAGUAUAUCUGCCUGAGAGUGGACAGGUGGUCCCUCUCCAUCAAGCUGAGAAGAUACUUAAGCCACAGGCAGUGGAGAUCCUAAAACACAUCCAGGUUCCAGAUGUCAUUCCCCAUGUGUCUCCGUCAAGUUCCUCAUAUAUGAAGCAAUUGAGUUCUGGAUCUGCCUAUUCUUCAUCACCCCCUGCCUCACAUGCAGAUAUCAAUUAUGACUUUUCCAUCACGGAGGAAGGCAGGUCAGAAGAGCAGAUUCAAAACCACCUUCUCAGUCAAGUGAUGACACACAGCUACAUUAAUGCUCAUUCAGGAGAACGCCUAGUCUUACUAGAACCAGAAUUGGUAGAACUAAUAUGUAGAAAUGUCAAAACCGCAAACCUUGCCAGACCAGUCCAACUCAAAAUUUCUGACAACGUUAGAGUUAUGCUGGACAACAAAGAUAUGAGUGGGAUUGAAGAGGAAAAAAAUGAAGAACUCAAAAUUUCACAACAUGAAAUUGCCUGCAGGGACUCUUAUAUGGAAGAGACUGUAGAAAUGGCAGGGGAAGGUCUUGCACCCUUGAUGGUCACCAACAGAACCUUUAAAGAGCCUUUGCAUAAAAUAGUUUUGCAAGAGAAAGUUCUAUCAUCAGAAGAGUAUGAACAACCCAAGAUAAAAGGUAAAAUUACCUGCAAGAUAACUGAUAUAGGAGAGGCAGUAGAAAGAACAGAAUAUCUAGCACCAUUGACGGAAACAAAGAUCACAGAGCUUUCAAAUGAAGAGAUUCAACAAGAGCUGUCUCCUGAAGAGCGCGCACAGGUGGUCUCCCAGCUGGAUGAGCUGACGGCCACCUACACUCAACUGUGUGACAGUUCUGCCACACACUUGCAACAACUGGAGGAGCAGCUGGCCAAAGAGGAGAAGCGCAAGGGCCAAGAAAUCAUCGCUGGAGUAAUUGACCUUGGCACCAUGGAAACCUUUCCAGUUUUCCAGGCAGCACAGCGUGGCCUCAUAGACCAAGACACCUGUCAUGUACUGUUGGAGGCACAGGUCGUCAUGGGUGGUCUAUUCCAGCCUGACUCCCCUGAUAAACUGUCAUUAGAUAAGAGUCUUUCCAGUGGUUUUAUUGAUAAACAUACCUACCAAUCACUGGAAGAGUUAGAGACUGCCCUUGGUCUUGUCAACACAGUAAAAUUUGCAGAGGGUCAGGAAUUACCUGUAGCCACUGCUGUGAAAGAAGGCAUCAUAAAGGAGCUGGUGGGGCUCCGUAUACUUGAGCUGCAGAUAAGCACUGGCAGCCUGAAGUCUGGUUCCAGUGGAGAAAUGGUCAGCCUGGAUCAUGCAAGGGAGAAGGGAUUGUUAUCCCCUGAUCUUUGUCAAAAGCUGCAAUCCUGUCUUCACCGGCGAGAACUUAUUGAUCCAAAUACAGCAGAAAAACUAAGUCUGGUUGACUUUCAACAGCGAUGUGUUCUCAAACAGGAGAAGGGUCUGCGCUUAUUUCCAGUUAAACAGAAGCCAGGAGGAACGGUCUGCUUAUGCUCUGGCAGAAAGGUGGGAAUAUUCUGUGCUGUUCAAGAGGGGCUUAUCGACCGGCAUGUCACAGUUCGACUUCUGGAGGCUCAGUUGUUUGCUGGGGGUAUCACAGACCCCCGCUCAGGACACAGAUUGACUGUUAAUGAGGCUGUCCGGCAUGGCCUGAUGGAUCAGGACUUGGCCUGCACCCUCAUGACACGACAGCUACAAACAGGAGGAAUAAUAGAUCCAGUCAGUGGGGAGCGUCUAGAGUUGGAUGAGGCCAUAAAACGAGAUCUUCUCUCUCCUCGCAUAGCCUUGCGUGUACUGGAAUCUCUCCAGUCCUUUAUGGCAAUAAUGUGGCCAGAAUCAGGCGAGCUGCUUCCUGUAAGUGAGGCACUUCAGCAGGGUGUUGUCAAUAGAGAGUUUGCUGCAAAAGCCUUGAGAAAACGUCAUUCUGUUGGUGCAGUAUAUCUGCCUGAGAGUGGACAGGUGGUCCCUCUCCAUCAAGCUGAGAAGAUACUUAAGCCACAGGCAGUGGAGAUCCUAAAACACAUCCAGGUUCCAGAUGUCCUUCCCCAUGUGCCUCCGUCAAGUUCCUCAUAUAUGAAGCAAUUGAGUUCUGGAUCUGCCUAUUCUUCAUCACCCCCUGCCUCACAUGCAGAUAUCAAUUAUGACUUUUCCAUCACGGAGGAAGGCAGGUCAGAAGAGCAGAUUCAAAACCACCUUUUCAGUCAAGUGAUGGCACACAGCUACAUUAAUGCUCAUUCAGGAGAACGCCUAGUCUUACUAGAACCAGAAUUGGUAGAACUAAUAUGUAGAAAUGUCAAAACCGCAAACCUUGCCAGACCAGUCCAACUCAAAAUUUCUGACAGCGUUAGAGUUAUGCUGGACAACAAAGAUAUGAGUGGGAUUGAAGAGGAAAAAAAUGACGAACUCAAAAUUUCACAACAUGAAAUUGCCUGCAGGGACUCUUAUAUGGAAGAGACUGUAGAAAUGGCAGGGGAAGGUCUUGCACCCUUGAUGGUCACCAACAGAACCUUUAAAGAGCCUUUGCAUAAAAUAGUUUUGCAAGAGAAAGUUCUAUCAUCAGAAGAGUAUGAACAACCCAAGAUAAAAGGUAAAAUUGCCUGCAAGAUAACUGAUAUAGGAGAGGCAGUAGAAAGAACAGAAGAUCUAGCACCAUUGAUGGAAACAAAGAUCACAGAGCUUUCAAAUGAAGAGAUUCAACAAGAAAAGGUUUUGUCAUCAAGAGACUAUGUAGAACCCAAGAUUAAAAGAGAUGACACAGACAGCAGAAAUACUGACAUGGGUAGGACUAUAGAAGGAGCGGGGGAAGAACUUGCAUGCUUGACAGGCACUGACCGAACUUCUAUAGAGCCUUCACAUGCAGAGGUUUGGCAAGAGAAAGUUCUAUCAUCAAGAGAAUGUGAAGAACCCAAGAUUAAAAAAGAUGAAAUUGAGAGCAAUAACACUAAUGUGGGUGAAAGUAUCGAACUGGCAGAAAAAGAUGUUCCACACUUGGCAAGUAAAGAGAGACCCUUUAUAGUGCCUUCACAUAAAGAGAACUUGCAGGAGAAAGUUCUCUCACCAGGAAGACAUGAAAAACCCAAGUUUUUAAAAGGUAAAAUUGCCUGGACCAACACUGAUAUAGGUGAGACAGUUGAAAGAGCAGAGGAAAAUCUUGCACCCUUGACAGGCACAGCUAGAGAUGUUAUAGUGCCUUUACAUAAAGAGAACUUACAAGACAAAGUUUUAUCAUCAGGACAAUAUAAAGAACCCAAGAUUAAAAAAGUUGAAACCUCCAGCAAGGAGACUAACGUAUGUGAGACAAAAGAAAGACCAGGGGAAGAUGUUGCAGCUUUAACAGGCUCAGAAAUAACCUUUAUAGAGCCUACACGUGAAGUUGUUUGGCAAGAGAAAGUUCUGUCAUCAGGAGAAUAUGAAGAACCCAUUAUUAUAAAAGGUAAAAUUGCCUACAAGAUCACUGGUAUGGGUGAGAUGAUAGCAAGAGCAGAGGAAGAUCUUGCACCCUUGACGGAUGCAGGCAGAGCUUUUAUGGAGCCAUUAAAUAAAGACAAUUUACAAGAGAAAGUUCUUUCAUCAGGACAACCCAAGAUUAAAAAAGAUGAAAUGGUGAGCAAGAAGCCUAACAUAGGUGAGACAAUAGAAAGACCAGAGGAAGAUGUUGCAGCUUUAACAGGCUCAGAAAUAACCUUUAUAGAGCCUACACAUGAAGUUGUUUGGCAAGAGAAAGUUCUGUCAUCAGGAGAAUAUGAAGAACCUAUGAUUAUGAAAGGUAAAAUUGCCUGGAAGAACACUGGUAUGGGUGAGAUGAUAGCAAGAGCAGAGGAAGAUCUUGCACCCUUAACAGGCACAGAAGGAACUUUUAUGGAGCCUUCACAUGCAGUUUGUCAAGAGAAAGUUCUGUCAUCAGGAGAAUGUGAUGAAUCUACCAUUAUAAAAGGUCAAAUUGCCUGGAAGAAUGCUGAUGUGAGAGAGAAAAUAGAUAGAGAGGAAGAAGAUCUUGCACCCUUGACAGGCAAAGAAGGAACUUUUAUGGAGCCUCCACGUGAGGUUUGGCAAAAUAAAAUUUUGUCAGGAGAAUGUGAUGAAUCUGAGAUUAAAAAAUAUGAAACUGACAAGAAGGAAACUGAAAUGGGUGAGACUAAAGUAAGAGCAGAGGAAGAUCUUCCACUCUUGACAGUCUCAGAAAGAACCUUUAUGGAACCUUCACAAGAAGAGUACCGGCAAAAGAAUGUUCUGUCAUCAGGACAAUAUGAAGAACCCAAGAUAAGUCAAAUUGCCAGCAAGAAGACUGAUAUGGGUGAAACUAUAGAAAGAACAGAGGAGUAUCUUGCACCAUCAACAAGGAAAGGCCUAAACUUAACAUUGCCUUUUCAAACAAGCUCAACCCUACCAAAGACUAUAUCAGAUUACGGAACACCCGCUCAAAAUCAAAUUAUAGAUUCAACACUAAAUGAAUCUAAAAAUAAGCAAACACUUGACCUGGAACAGGCAGAUAAUAGUGGGACAAAAAAGAUAACAGAACAAAAAAUGUUUGACAUGGGUGAAAGCAGUGCACGUACUUCACAUCUAGAUACUGUAAAUGUAGGACAAUAUGAUCAGCUAAAUAUCAAUCCAGAUGAAGCCAAGACAGCAAAGCAGUCAGAUGAACUGAAGAAAAUCGUUGAACACAAGGAAAAUAAAAGGAUAUUUGAACAACCUGGUAAAGAUAAGAAAUUAUACCCUUCAGAAAUUAAGACUUUGUCAGUGGAACUAAGUGAUGAUGAUGUGAAGCUUGAGAGUAUGGCUUUGGAACUGCAACAAAGGGGUCUUGUAACUGUAGGUGGCCAAAAAGUUAUUCUGGAUGAAGCUGUGGCACAUGGUUUGCUUCCAGGGCACACUGCUAUGAAGCUUAUGGAAAAAGCUGGUCUCUUUGGUGGUUUUCUGGAUAUUAAUGCCUGUAAGUCACUUAGUGUUGAGGAUGUGAUGCAAGAAGGCCUGUUGGAUGAGGACUUGAUGGCCUGUGUGCUUCAUUCAGAAAAGAUUUUAGCCGGUGUGAUUGAUGUGGAACAUGGUCGGCACUGCUCAAUAAAGGAUGCUGCUGAGGCAGGCCUGUUGGACUCCGAUACGGCUGCUCGUCUCCUUGAAGCCCAGGUUGUGUCAGGGGGAAUAGUUGACCUACGAAGAGACAAGAAGUUAUCAGUUACCCUUGCAGCCAACCUUGGGCUGAUUGAAGAUGGUAGAAAGGAAAAGCUUCUUGCACUGGAAAAGUCAUGCCGGGGAAAAUGUUCAGAUCAAAAUGCAGUGCAAACCAAGUUGGUGCUACAGUUACAAAUGAAAGGAGUGGUGGACCCAAAAACCAAAAAGGCUGUCCCACUGGAACAAGCCCUUCAAACUGGGUUAAUUGGACAGGAUGAGGCUCAAACGAUUUUAUGCCAGCAGGUUGCAGAAGGGGGCAUUGUGCAUCCUGGCUGUGGUGUUCGCCUUGCUGUUGUGGAUGCUCUACAACUGGGUCUCAUAGAUCACACAGUUGCUCCAAAGUUGAUGGAACUUGAAAAGGCAUUCAAAGGCCAAGAACCAAGUAGUUUGGAUCAAAACACUUCACUUCUUCAGGCCUCUACAGGUUCUAUUUAUGAUGAUGCAUCAAAAAGCAGGAUUACUCUGAGUGAGGCUGUUUCUAAAGGCCUCCUAGGUGAAGAAACAGCAAAUAAAGCUAUGGACUCAUCCAACGUGAAAAGUGGAUUGUUGGAUCCUCAUAAAGCUUGUAUUGUGUCCUACUCUGAGCUGAUAAACCAGGGUAAAAUUGACAUUGAGACACGACAGAGAUUCCUUGAAGUGAGACCUUUCAGGGGAGUUCCGCAUAAACAAACUGAUGAAAUGAUGACCUUACCACAGGCAAUUAAGGCAGGCCAAAUAGAUCCCAUACCAGCAGUGAGAAUAUUGCAGAGUCAAGCAGAUACAGGGGGUAUCAUUAACAUUUACAGUGGAGAGCAUUUGCCUCUUCCGGAGGCUAUAAAUAAAUGCUUAGUUGAUAAAGACAUGGCUAAAUGUAUUGCUACAAAUCAACUUUCGAAAGGGGGGUUGCUCAAUCCAGCCAGUGGACAGAAGGUCUCCCGCAUUACUGAGGCGAUUGAAUAUGGGCUUAUUUCUACUGAAAUGGCUGCAGAACUUCAACACAGCAUGGGCCUCGUAGAUGAAGAUGAGAAGAAAAGUUCUAAAAUAUCAGCCGCCUCAACGAAAGGAACUUCUAGUUAUUUUGUUCCUGAGAUGAUAUCUGAAUGUGUCAGUCCUAAUAAAAUGUCACUUGAGAAAGGUCUAUUGAGUAUACCAUCACCGCCAUCAUCAUAUCUUACAGAGACUGAAAUAAAAGAUGCAGAUCUUUGGAAAAAAGAGGAGCUUGAAUCUUUUGACAUCCGUCCUGAUUUAGAAAGUAGGGAACAAUUGGUUGAUACCGUGAUGCAGGACAGCAAUGAUACAUCAUUGGAGGUUCUGACAGAAUUUACCUUGAAAGCAGAAAAAAGACUUCAGGUCAUUAAAGAGAUGAAGCCCACAGAAAGCGAACAUAUCAAAUCACAGCCAAUCCAAAGCCCUGAGCAACCUGAAGAGAUGUCUGAUUUCAAAUGGCAAAAGGUGAAAGUUAAGAACUCAACAGCUUUACUUGACCACAUCACAGAGAUGGAAAUCCAGAGUCAGACAGUCAGUGUAUCUGCAGUUACUACUUCCAUUUUAUCAGAAAGCAGUGAUAACCGCAAAGAACAAGUCCCAUCUACCGAGCAAACAAUAGGAGGGACAGAGAUCCAAAGGCAGACAGUAAGUGAACCGGCAAUCUCUGAAGUCAGUUUCUCAGAUGCCGAUGAUGGCUUUCAAAACAAGGAACAACCCCCAUCUAUAGAGCAAAUAGAGGGGCAUAGUUUCAAGUUAGAAGCAGAUCAGUCAGUGUCCAAACCAGAGAAAAUCAAGGACAGCCAAGAGACUGGAUUGGAUCCUUAUGCUUCUACAACCACAAGGCCAGUUAAGGUAUCAGGAAAGAAGAAAGGCAGAGGAAAAAAUGGCAAGCAAGCUAAAAUGGAAAGUGAUGUAAAGCUACAAGUUUCAGAAAACUCAGCCGGAAUUUCACCCAAAGAAAAAGCAGAGGUUGAUGGACAAGAUGGCUUUACCACUAAUCAAAAGCGUAUUAUGAAAGAAAACAAAGAAAAGGUGGUUGAAGUACAGCAAUCAGAGACAACCCAUGGAACUGGUAGCACUGCACCUUUGACAGGGAGUGAUGAGACUGCACAAGGCAAAGAUUUGGAAAUAGGGGUGGAUAGACCUGCUAAUGAAACUAAGACCCCCAAAUGUGAGUCUGAUCAUGAAACCGAUGAAAAACAAAAAGAGAAGAAACAGAGCAGUGUCACGACUUGCAUGGCAAAAACAGACCAGAGUCAGGAAGCUGUUGUGGUCUCUAAGGACCUUGGCACUGAGGCAUCAGAAAAGAAGAGAAAGAAGAAAAGCAAAAGUAAAAAAGUUAAGCAAGUGUGUAUUGUUGAAACAGAAGGUGUAGAGAAAAGAGAUGAUGAGACUGAGAAAGAGCAAAAGACGGUGAUCCAUGAGGUCCAACCUCAAAGCAAUCAAUCAGAUGAGAAAGAAAGUAUGAAGCAACUUGAGAAAGCCAAUCAGGCAAUGGCACAGAAGGAAAUACUUUUGAUGAAAGCUAAGGAAAGCAUUCUUAGGAAGGUGUUUGAGCGAGGAGUGAGUGAAAAACAAGCUGCUGAAGAAUUAGAAGCGAUGCGUCAAGUAGCUAGUAAUGAAGAAUACCGCAUUACCACCCAAGAGGAAACUAUUGUAGAGAAGACAAGCACUAAGCCUCCUCAAAGUAAGAAAGAUGACAAACUACACCAGACGGGGCAAAAAAUUAAUGAAAGGGUUGAAAGAUCAGUUCCAAACAUAGCAGAGAAUCCUCUACCUGGGUCUGAUAUUGAUCCAUGUUCCUCAGCUAAAACACAGCUUCAAAAACCAGAAGAAGAUCAGCAUGACAAGCAUACAAACACGGGAUUAAGUGGAGAUGACAUGAAUCAGAAUAUUCCAUCUAUGAAAACAUCUGAUGACAUUGUGGACAUAAACCAAAAAGAACUGGUUCUAAUCCAGAAUUUAGAAGGGGAAACCAAAGAAAGAACAGCAGAAGAACAAAGCAUUGAGCCGUUAUAUACAGAUGAAAAGUUGAUAGACCCUAUGAUUGAAGUGACCUUGCCAUCAAGCACUGCAGUGACUGACAGCCAUGAAAUUGCUAAAUCUAUACCCCUCAAAUGUGUCUUCGACAUCCCAGUAAUGAAGGACUCCAAAGCACUUCUAUCAAGUGAAGUGUGUACUCCUUUACAUAAUGCAAAAACAGCAGUGAAAGAGGCAAGCAGUGAAGUUCAUCAAGAAAGAAUCGAGGAGCCCCCUUUCAGUGAUUAUGAAGCCACAGAUGAACCUUCUAUCCAAAAAUUUAAAGUUUCUGGUCUACCCCUUAUGGAGGUGAUCUCAGAGUCUGAUACCAAACAGAAAGAAGAAGUGGAAGAAUAUGCAGUGGCUUUAAUGGAAAGGCAGUCUGGAGAAAUUCAAAUGAAUAUUGAACAAAUAAGCAAAGACGCUACAAGAGCUAGCAAGUCCUCACUGGCUCGCCAAGAGUGCUUAGAACAUGACCAACAGAUUGUGGCCUUGCUUUCUAUGGUGAGACACAUUGAGGUCCGCCUAAAGCAGCAGCAGCAACAGUCCGUUGGUCGAAGUCUCUCCACACUUGAUGACAUAAUCAAACAGAUAGAGAUGCUUUUUUUGGAAAUUAGUGACCUGGAACCAGAAGUGCACAAGGAGACUGAAGCAGCCACACAGCUGCUGGAGUCUUACCCUCAGGAUGUUCCACCUCAGCUGCUUAUAGCCCUGGAAAAAGAUGAGCGAAGCUUAGCUCGGGCUUACAGUGCAGCCAGGGACCUUGCCCAGAAUACUUUGCAGGGGUUACGAGAACAACGUGAUGCACAAAACGAAGCUGUAAGCAGUCAGCUGAAAUCUUUACAAGAGCAAGUUGACAAACUUCUUAGCUGGCUUAAGGAUACUGAGACGCAAAUGCAGGAAGAAACCGAGGUAGAUGGACAAACGGUGGCCGAGAUCACUCGUAAGCAACAGUUGUGUGAGAUGUUGCAGAACUCCCUCGCUGCCCGAUCCAAUGAAGUCAGCAAUGUGGUGUUCAGUAUUCAAGUGUUUAUCUCUGAGCAUGCUCAGGACCUGUUGCCUGAUCAGAGCAGGCAUCUCCUUGGACAGCUGGAGCAGCUACAGAGGGUCUUUCACCAGGCUGUUGGUCUCAAUCAUGCCAGGGCAGAGGCACUAUCAGCCCAGCAGGCGAGAGAGAAUGAACAAAUGAGAAAAGAACAGAAAGAAAAAGAGAAACAAACUACAAGGGAUAGAGAGGUUGUGCAGCAGCAGAAGUCAGAAUGCUCUCAAAAACUGGAGAAUCUCACUAUGUGGUUGGCUGGUGCUGCCAGCCUCCUGGCCAGUCAGAGAGUUGGAACUGAGUCCGAUGAUGUGAACGAGUUACAGCAGAAGCAAAGAGAGCUUAAGGAGGUGGAGAAGGACCUUCAGACCAAAAGUGACUUGUUGACUGAGACUAUACGCUCAGUGGAGGAGUUCCUGUCCGAUCGGGGUGAUAGUUUGAGUCCUGAAGAGAGGGUCAAACUACAGGGGACUCUUUCACAAAUGAAAGAGCAGCACAGCUCACUUACAAACUCAGUCCGCUCUUCACUAGCUAAAGUAGACACUGCCAUUGUCACAACAGUGCAGCAGAACACACAAAAAGCUAAAGCAGAAGAGCAGAUGCAGGAGACACAGGAAAAAAUAGACACACUUCUCAGAGAAUUGUCAUCACUGGAUGACUCAAAGAGGAGGUCACUUGGCAACACUGUCACUGACACACCAUCAUUUGGACCACCAGAGAAUGCUCUGAAUUCUCACAGUGACGUGCUUCAGACUGAGCUGCAACAGUUACAAGCUCAACAGGCUCACCUUCAGCAGGUGGCCCAGUCUGUCCGCUCUCUCCUGGAACAACCUGACUCCAGUGUGCCACCAGAGGAGAAACAACGCUUACGGGCAAAACUAGACCAACUACAGAGUCAGCAUCAGGAGCGCCUUCAGAACUGUCAGGACAGGCUCAGGCGGACAGAUGCCCUCAGAGAUGAGUUUGCCAAGUUUGUGCAGGAGCAUGGGAACCUGGGUACAUGGUUGGAUCAGAGUGAACAAGAACUACGUACACUCGGGGAAGGGGAAACUGAUGCAAAGGGUCUAAAAGACAGGAUAGAGGAGCAUAAAAAGCUUGCAGAAGAUGUCAUCUGUCACAAAGCUGAUCUACGCUUUGUGACAAUCUCUGGUCAGAAGGUUCUGGAUUCUGUCCAGGGGGCCUUGGAGAAGGUGGGCAGUACGGAUCCAGCUCUGGAGGAAACCAGACACCUAGUGAGUGGCAAGCUCCAAGAUGCCACACAGCGCUACAGUUCAUUACACAGCAAGUCCUCAGAACUUGGCACCCGUCUCUCAGGUCUCCUGGAGCGAUUCCAACACUACCUAGAUGAGGCUGGUUCUUUAGGCUCCUGGCUGAGCACUCAGGAGCAAAAUCAGAGUGUAUUUAAACCCAGCCGAGAGCAAACGGACACUCAGACAUUGCAGCAUACUCUCAGUACUGUACAGCUGUUGCAGGAUGAGUUGGCAGAGCGUUCGGUACAGCUUGAGAAAGUCAAGAGGGCAGGUAAAGAGCUGGUCAGCACUCAGGAGUCCCCAACUCUCAAAAAUGCAGAUAUUAACAAUCUUACAGAUGCUCUGGAGAAGCGCUUUGAAACCCUGUCUAAUUCAGUGUCAGUGAGAGCUGAACAGCUUCAAACCGCUGUUGCCCAAUCAGUCAGCGUUCAGGAGGGACUUAAAGCACUGCUGGCAUGGUUAGAUGGACUUCCUUUAUCACCUGGCGCAGUCCAGCCCACUGCUCAAGCAGUUCAGGAUGCCCUAACACAAAAUCAGAAAAUACGUCAGGAACUGCUUUCAAGGCAGGGCAGCGUGGAUGCAACCCUGGACUCUGUGUCCAAGCUUCUGAAGUCUGCAGAUGCAUCGACAGCGUCUGGCCUGCAGGGGGCACUACAGGACUUGAGUCAACGCUACACAGCGGCCCAGGCCAAACAGACUGAAAGAGAGACUGAGUUGCGGGGACUUUUGCCCAAGUUGGAGAGCUUUGAGCGCCAGAGUGCAGACCUCCACAGCUAUACGCAGAGUCGAGAAAGGGCUCUCAGCCCAGUAGGCCAACCUGACUGCAGCGUGGAUGACUACAAACAGACCAUAGAGGAGGUGAGAUCAGAAAUUACCCAAGAGUCAAGUCAAUUAAAGUCAUUUGUCGAGCUUGGUUCAGACCUAAGCAAGUCUGGGAUCCUUGCCAAUGCACAAAGCCUUCGGGACACAACCAAAGAGGUUUCUGAGGACUUUGCACGCUUGGAAUCCAAUGUCAACGAGAGAUUUGAUUCCAUCCAGAGCUGCGUCCAGCAACUGGCAGAGUUCCGCUCUCGCUCUGGCUCGCUCCUCAGGUGGCUGCAGACAGUACAAGAACAACUUCCUGCCAAAGAGCCCAACCUAAGCACAGAAAGCCUGCAGAGAAGAGCACAGCAGCUUAAAGAUCUACUCGCAGAAUGGGAGACCCAAGGAAGCCAAGUUCAGGAGUUGAACAAGACCAGUUCACAACUGGAGAACUUGAUUAUUAACAUCACGUCUCCCAAGAACAAGACUGGUGUUUCUCAGCUCAAUGGUGCUUCCAGCCCCAACAGUGUUAAUGGCAUUCACACCUGUAAAGACUUGACUGAGAUCCAGGUGGCAGUGGCAGAUGUGAACUGCAAGCAUGAGCAGCUGGGCAGUGAUAUGAGGGAAAGGAAGGGUAGGCAAGAGGCCUCUCUUGACCUGCGGCAGAAGGCCAGGCAGGGCUCUGAGGCACUCAUCCAGUGGCUGGGCCCCCGUGAAGAGAGCCUGGCACAAGGGCAGACCGCUUCACCUUCUCGGCCAGAGGCGGUGCGUGCUCAAGCCCAAGAAACCAAGGUUUUACUUACUGAGCUUGCCGACCAUUCUGGGAAAGUGGAGGAUCUAAAAAACAUUCUCAAUCAGCUAAUAACAGAUCAUCCUGAUUCUCCUGAAGCUGAGACUUGGAAACGUCAGCUUGAAGACAUAGACUCACGGUGGACGAAAGCCAAUCAGACUGCAGCACAGAGGCAGACUGAAUUGGAAGCGUGUGCUGAUAGGCUGGGUAGUUUUGCUGCAGCAGCCAGUCAGCUAGGACCAUGGCUACGAGAGAAAGAGCUGAUGAUGAGCGUAUUAGGCCCACUGAGUAUCGACCCCAACAUGCUCAACACACAGAAACAGCAAGUGCAGUUCAUGCUACGUGAGUUUGAGACACGGCAAACCCAGUUUGACCAGCUGUCUCGAGCGGCAGAGGGAAUCCUCUCCCCAUCUGGAGAUGAGGGUUCUAGAGAUGGACAGGACCUAGAGGAGGUGAGGCAGGAGCUGGCAGACGUUUCACAGCAGUGGGAAGACCUCACCUCUCGUCUCACCGGCCGCUCGCAGCAGAUCGACCAGGCGCAGGGAACCAGUGAGCGCUACCUGGCCCUGCUCAGAGAGCUGUCUCAGAGUGUGGCUGAUCUAAGCGAGAGGCUGGAUGCGCAGGCCUCUCUAAGCGCUCAGCCUGAAGCCCUGCGCUGUAGGCUUCAGGAAACUGGGGAGAUCCGUGCUGAGCUGGAACAGAGACGAGGUCAACUGGCCCAGGCUGAGCAGCUGUGUGCGGAGCUCAGCACAAUUGUGGCCGAACCGUAUCUCAGAGAUGAGUUACACAAGAGACUGGAGAGUGUGAGCAGCCCCCUCAAAAACCUAGAAGAACGGGCUGCUGAUGGCUUGUCCCAGCUGCAGGCCGCCCUGUCCAGCACUCAACAGUUCCAGCAGAUGUUUGACGAGCUUCGUGGCUGGUUGGACGGGCAAGCUGGGAAUCACACAGCUGGGGUUUCUGAAGCCCUUCCUUGCCAACCUGAUGCUCUAAAGACCCUUCUGGCCCAACAAGAGGAUCUCCAGCGAACCAUGGCACAACAACGUGGGUCCUAUGAGCUCAUCCAGGCCGAGGGGGCAUCUCUACUGGCAUCCCUCCCCGCUGGAGAUGAGCGAUUAGCCCUACAGACUCGACUAAACAUCUUACGGCAAGACUGGGAGGGCAUGAACCGACAAACCUCUAAUAAACACAGUCGAAUAAAAGAGAUGCUGUCCCGUGCUGAGCUGUACCAACAACAUCACAAUGAGCUUGUAACUUGGGUUGCAGAAUGUGAGGAAAGGGAGGCGGAGAUCCACCCAUCACUGGAUCCCGCCACCUUAGACGAGGCUUUGCAAAAGGCUAGACAGUUAAGUGUGGACUUGGAUCGUCGUCGCCCUCUCUUAGAUUCUCUGAACACGGCAGCAGAUCAGGUGCUGGAACAGAGCUGUGCUGGUGAAGAGGAAGUGAGGGAUGAAAAAGCCCAGCUUAAUCGCAGGAUAGACGGUCUCUCUGAGCGACUACAGGGCCGCACGGCUCAGCUAGAAGAGUUGGGAAGCAGACUGAAGGAGUUUGAAGAUGGGAGACUGGCUGUGGAGAGAAGACUUGAGGCAGCCAAGCAUCAGAUCGAGGUUCAGGAGGCACUUGGGCCGCAAGCUUGUAGCAACAAAAGCCUGGAGCGUCUGCGCAGCCAACAGGAACUGUUAAACUCUGUACAGCCACAGGUGGUGUACCUACGAAAUCUGGCUCAGGGGCUGCUCCAGGAUGCGCCCGAGAUCUCCAGGGCAGGCGAAGAUGGCGGCCAGAGGCUGCUGCAGCAAGCUUGUGAUACGGAAAAAGAGUUUGAAGAAGUUACUGAGAAGACAGAGCAAUGCUGCUUAUCCUUGGAGUCCCGGUUGCAAGGUGUGGGAGAAGUCCAGUCACAUGUUCGAGAUGUUUUCUCCCGCCUGGCUGAUUUGGACGAUGAGUUGGACAGCCUUAGCCCUGUGGGGCGGGAUGCUGACUCCUUGGCCUCACAGGCUGAUGCUGUCAGGGGCUUCCUGAGUCGACUCGAUGCCCUCCGUGCCGAGCUGGAGAGUCAUGGUGGAGAAUGCACGACUAUGCUCCGUAGAGAGGGGAGCUCACCUGAUCUUCUGGCCCUCAGGAGAGAGACCGAAGCCCUGAGCAGACAGGCAGGCAAGCUGGCAGAGCGGGGCCAGAACCGUCUGGCACUCAUAGAAGCAGCAGAAGAGCGUGUGAAGGAGUUCUACGGCCGUCUAGCUGACCUACAAGGGUUGUUGGGACGAGCAGAGGAGGUGCUGAACACACAGGCUGUCGUGGGGACAGAAGUGGAGGUCAUCAAACAGCAGCUUCAGGAAUUCAAGGCCAUAGAAAGGGAGCAGAUAGACAGCAUUCAGCCCAAACUACAACAUGUCAACGCUGUGGGUCAAGGUCUUAUCCAGAGUGCAGCCAAACACACUGACACUCAGGCCCUGGAACAUGACUUGGAGACCACCAACCUGUGCUGGAACUCCCUCAACAAGAGGGUUGCUGAAAGAAUCGCACAGCUGCAGGAGGCCCUGUUGCAUUGUGGGAAGUUCCAAGAUGCUCUGGAGCCACUAUUGAGCUGGCUGAGUGACACAGAGGAGCUUAUAGCCAAUCAGAAACCUCCGUCUGCUGAGUACCGUGUGGUCAAGGCACAAAUUCAGGAGCAGAAGCUGCUGCAACGGUUGCUGGAUGACCGCCGUGGAACGGUAGAGAUGAUCAGGGCAGAAGGAGAACGUAUCGCUGCUACGGCUGAGACACAAGAUAGAGACAAAAUCCAGAAACAUCUUAAGAGCCUAGGAGAGAGAUGGACAAAUCUGCUGGAAAAGGCCAGCGCCAGGCAGCAGCAGCUAGAGGAGCUGCAGGUAUUGGCGCUGCAGUUCCACGAGGCAGUGGAGCCACUCGGUGAGUGGUUGAGUGCAACAGAGAGACGCCUGAGCUCCUCUGAGCCAAUGGGAACCCAGACCUCCAAAAUCACACAGCAGAUUGUAAGGCACAAGGCUCUUAAUGAAGAGAUUAUCAGCAGGAAGAAGACAGUGGACCAGGCCAUUAAGAAUGGACAGGCUCUGCUUAAACAAACCACUGGUGAGGAGGUCCUGUUGAUUCAGGAGAAGCUAGAUGGCAUCAAAAGCCGCUACGCAGAGAUGACAGUGGGCAGCAGCAAAGCCCUCCGUACUCUGGAACAGGCCCUUCAGUUGGCCACGCGAUUUGCAAGCUCGCACGACGACAUCAGCCAAUGGUUGGAUAGCGUGGAGGCGGAGCUUAACAACAUUGAGCCAGACACAACACCAGCCUAUCAGGACAGACAGAGGGAGCUGAAGUGCGUGUCUGCUGAGAAGAGGUUAGUUCUGGACACAGUGAAUGAGGUGGGCAGUGCUUUACUGGAUCUGGUACCCUGGCGUGCACGAGAAGGCCUGGACCGCCUGGUCGCCGAUGCCAAUCAGCGUUACCGCCAAGCCCAAGAGACCAUCACACAGAGAGUGCAGUUAGUGCAGGCUGCCAUCCAAAGGUCACAGCAGUAUGAGGAGGCAGUCGAUGCAGAGCUGACCUGGGUCGGAGAGACAGAGAGGAAGUUGGCAUCUCUGGGGCCUCUGAGUCUGGAGCCUGAUGUGACUGUGGCUCAGCUCCAGGUGCAGAGAGCCUUUAACAUCGACAUCAUCCGUCACAAAGACACCGUGGACCAACUCCUUAAGACACAAGAGGACAUCCUGGAGAGCUGCAGCGAACAACAGAGAGAGGCUUUGAAGGUGAAGACGGACUCUUUAAGUGCUCAUUAUGAAGCAGUAAAUCAGAGUCAUGCUGAGCGCUUCUCCGCUCUAGAGCAGGCUCAGGUGCUAGUAGCGCGGUUCUGGGAGACGUAUGAGGAACUUGAACCCUGGUUGGGCGAGACAGAGACUCUGAUUACCCAGUUACCCCCUCCUGCCAUCGACACAGAAGCUCUCAGACAACAGCAAGAGCAGAUGAGGCUUCUGAGAGAGUCCAUCGCUGAGCAUAAGCCUCACAUAGAUAAACUGCUAAAGAUCGGCCCACAGCUGGCAGAACUGAGCGCCCAGGAAGGGGCAACAGUAAGACAACGUUAUAAUGAAGCAGAAAGACGUUACCUCAGCAUCAAAGAGGAGGUUAAAGGUCGAGCCACAGCACUGGAUGAAGCAGUGUCACAGUCUGUCCAGCUGGUAGAGUUCCAUGAUAAGAUGGACCCUCUGUUGGAGACUUUGGAAGGUGCGGUCCAACGCAUGCGGCAGCCUCCUCCAGUGGCGGCUGAGGUGGAGAAGAUCCGGGAGCAACUUGCGGAGCACAGGGCAACAGGACUAGAACUGGACAAACUCCUUCCAUCUUUCAGUGCCCUGUGUGCCCGAGGAGAAGAGCUCAUCGGUCGCGCCCCACAUGACGAUCCUGCCGCCCAGGCGGUGCAUUCACGACUCUUGCGGCUGCGCUCUCUGUGGGAUGAGAUCAGGCAGAGGGCAGAGGAGAGAGAAGGAAAGCUUCAGGAUGUUCUAGAUCUCGCCGGGAAAUUCUGGGCUGACAUGGCCGCUCUACUGAGCACACUCCGUGACUCUCAAGACAUUGUGAAAGAUCUGGAGGACCCAGGGGUGGAUCCUUCACUUAUAAAACAACAAAUAGAGGCAGCAGAGGCCAUUAAGGCAGAGACAGAUGGGCUGAGGGAAGAACUGGAGAUCGUACGAACACUUGGAGCUGACCUCAUCUUUGCCUGCGGAGAGACUGAGAAACCAGAGGUCAAGAAGACCAUCGAUGAGAUGAAUGCAGCCUGGGAAGGCUUGAACCGCACGUGGAGAGAGAGAAUGGAGAGACUGGAAGAGGCCAUGACUGCCUCUGUGCAGUACCAGGAUGCUCUUCAGGGCAUGUUUGACUACUUGGACAACGCUGUGAUCAAACUGUGUGACAUGCCAGCUGUAGGGACAGACCUCAGCACUGUUAAACAACAGAUCGAGGAGCUCAAGCAAUAUAAAGUGGAAGUUUACCAGCAGCAGAUUGACAUGGAGAAGCUUUGCCACCAAGGAGAGCUGCUGCUCAGAAAAGUGAGCGACCAAACAGACCGAGACAUGGUUCAGGAGCCUCUCACUGAGCAACGCCACCUAUGGGACAACCUGGUGGACAAAAUCACAAUCAGACAGCACAAACUGGAGGGUGCGCUGUUGGCUCUAGGUCAGUUCCAGCAUGCACUCUCUGAGCUGCAGUCUUGGCUCAGUCACACUCAUGCCACACUGGACACCCAGCGACCCAUCAGCUCUGACCCCAAGGCCAUCGAAAUUGAGCUGGCUAAGCAUCAUGUUUUAAGAAAUGACGUGCUGUCCCAUCGGACUACAGUGGAGACGGUGAACAGCGCAGGUUCUGAGCUGCUGGAGUCCAGUCCUGGAGACGAAAUCAGCCACCUGAGAGACCAGCUGGAUGAGCUCAACCGCAGCUGGAAGAACCUUCUGCUGAAGACUGAUGAGAGGCAGAAGCUUUUGGAAGCUGCCCUGCAACAGUACAGGUGUCAGACUCAGCUUGCAGAGGACCAGCCUGUCCAUGGAGAUCUGGAUCUUGUUUCCAACCUAAUGGAUUCCCAUAAGUUUGCAGAGUUCCCUACCAGCAAGCUGGAGAUGACCGCUGUUGCUGAUAUCUUUGACCGUGAUUGUGAUGGCUACAUCGACUAUUAUGAAUUUGUGGCUGCUUUGCACCCCAACAAAGAUGCUUACAGACCCACAACAGACGCUGAUAAGAUCGAGGAUGAGGUCACCAGACAAGUGGCCCAGUGCAAGUGUGCCAAGAGGUUUCAGGUGGAGCAGAUUGGAGAGAACAAGUACAGGUUCGGAGACUCACAGCAGCUGCGUCUUGUACGAAUCCUGCGCAGUACAGUCAUGGUCCGGGUUGGAGGAGGUUGGAUGGCGCUGGAUGAAUUCCUGGUGAAGAACGACCCUUGCCGAGCUCGUGGACGUACCAACCUGGAGCUUCGAGAAAAGUUCAUUCUUCCAGAGGGAGCUACGCAGGGUCUGGCGGCCUUCCGGUCCCGGGGUCGGCGAUCCAAACCUUCAUCGCGCACGGCUUCGCCCACCCGGUCAUCUUCAUCCGCGUCGCACAGCGCCCACAGCUGCGCCUCUCUACCCUCCGCACCCGCAACACCCACAGCCUCCUCAAGGUCCUCCCAAUCCCAAUCUCGUGGCUAUGCCAAGCCCUGGCUGGCACACAGUAAAACUCCAACACCAACCAAGUGCCAGUCCUGCCCAGAGCACAGCCAGACCCCUGGGCGUGAGGUAACACACUGCCCCCUCCCAAUGCCCUAGCACACUAACAAUAAAAGCUUUAAGUGCGGCCUGAUCUCAACGAAUGGGAAGGACCUGAGGUAGACCUACUCUGUGGCCCUUAUAUGUUGCUAAAGAGUGUAGACUGUUACCUUAUGCAGCUUAGUCUCCAGUGUGAGAACAGACAGAUGUAGCUGGCUUGAGAAACAGUUCAUUUCAUGUUCAUCAAGGAGUUAUUCUGUUAAACCUUCUUGUUAUGACAGUUUUUAUUCA